Prosopis cineraria is the source of this 988-nucleotide messenger RNA. RefSeq lists its product as uncharacterized. The transcript has 2 exons. Lineage: Eukaryota; Viridiplantae; Streptophyta; Magnoliopsida; Fabales; Fabaceae. The record is from RefSeq and is a predicted model, not a curated record. Bases 1 to 801 code for a protein of 266 amino acids. Gene Ontology annotation, molecular function: protein binding.
AUGGGACCGAAUGAUUCAAACUGGAAGGUGCCAUUCUACAAAAGGCUAGAGGAACUGCUGAAGAAGUUCGUUUCAUCAGUGAAUCAUGUUCAACUUGGCGUUAAUGAUGACACCAUGAGUUAUGAGCUGUACAAUGCUGUUCUAGAUGUCUUGGAGAAAGUAUGCAGAGAAAAACAACUUGAUUGUUCCACCGUUUUACAUCAAGCCACUCCCACGGGCAACUCGUUGCUUCAUGUUGCAGCUGAACAUGGGAGGGCGAGGAUCGCAGAGCUGCUUGUUGAUAAUAAUUUUUUGCUGAUUGCGACAAACAUUAGAAAAGACACAGCGCUUCAUGUUGCCACGAGGGCUAAGAAUAUUGGAGUGAUGAGGGUCAUCUUGUCCAAAUUUGAUGAUGCUAGCAGUAAGGAUAACUUUAUGAUGUUACCCAAUAAGUCUGGGAACAGAGCUCUGCACGAAGCUAUUCUGAGCAGGCAUCAUGAGGGGUUUGAUUUCCUUCUAAGUGAGCAAAGUGAAAGUACUUGGCCUUCCUAUUGGGACACCCACCCAGCAGACUCACCAAUAUACGUGGCAGUCCAAACUGGGGAUGUUGAAAUUCUUCGUCGUCUCUUGCAAAUUCCGUUUCCCAAAGACCGGGUCAUUUAUAAGAGUCAGGGAAACUCUCCACUUUUUGCCGCUAUAUCCGAAUGCAAUAUUGCUGCUUUGAAGGAGAUAGUAUUCAAGAAAGAAGAGUUGAUGUUCGUCACAGAUGAAAAUGGAAACACACCUCUUCAUUAUGCAGCAUUCACUGGUUAUGCGGAAUGAAGGUGCUCAUAAACUUCUGAAAAAAUCCACCCUCGUCGCCUUUCAACGAAACUCAAAAGGUAAUCUUCCGAUUCACGUUGCUUGCGGUAAGGGCCAUGUUCAGGUGGUUGAAGAAUUGCUACGUGUACAAGGGCCUUGUACAAGUUUUUGGCUCAAUAAUCAAGGUCGAAACAUUCUUCACAUUGCA